AUGUUUGAUCCAAUCGAUUCCGAUGCUAUAUAUGGUCCACUUGAUGAAAGUGAAGAAGCGGUAGCUGCUGCUAAUGAAUUAGCAGAAAAAAAUGACGACCCUGAUAUGCAAAUGUCCGAAACUGUUCAUAUACAAUUACUAGAUGAUUGUUAUAAUUGCUUUAAUGAUGGUAAAACAAAAAUUGAUUAUAUUCUUGUCUAUGAAGAUAAACGUACAACAACUACUGAUGAAUUAGUGAUUUCAUUAUCAACAACGAUGAAUAAUGAUGAAAAUGAAAAGUUGGCUCUUGCAUUACAAAAGCAAAAAGAUAGACGUCGUUUAUUUAAAAGAAGAUUUCUUAGUAAUUUAUCUAAAAUAGGUCUUUUAAUGGAAACUGAAGUUCGUGAAAGUGAUCGAAGUUUUGUUUAUUUUAUUAAAAUUCAUAUACCAUGGUUAUUACUGCUUAAAUAUGCUGAAGACUUGAAUUUUCGUGUACCAAUUCGAGCAGUUAAUAAUUAUAGUUGUAAAAUAAGAUUUGUUGAUCGUAUACUUCGUUUUUUACAUCUUUCACAUAAUCCAUUUUUAUCUGAAGCAUCUAAACGUUACUAUGAUUUAUUUACAUCUGUAUUUGAAAUAUCAAAACAAGAUCGUUUUAUGGGUAAUAAUCAUUUUCCUGUUCAUUUUACAAAUACUCAACGAAGUUUUGCUGUACAUGAAAUUUUACAAACAACACUAUUUGGUCGAAUAGAAAAAGGUGAAAUUGGUAUUGAUCGUUUAUUACGUGAAAGAGUAUUUCAAGCUGCUUAUCCAUUACAUGAAGGAGAUUAUAGAUUUAAUGCAACAGAACAACCAACACCAUUGAAUGAAAAUAAUCCACGAAGAAUUUUAUAUGACACAUGGGCACGUUAUAGAUUUUUUUAUAAAUAUCAACCAUUAGAUUUAAUUCGAGAAUAUUUUGGAGAAAAAAUCAGUCUUUAUUUUGCUUGGCUUGGUCUUUAUACAACUUGGCUUUUACCAACAUCAUUAAUCGGUGUAUUAGUCUUUUUUUUCGGCUUUAUUCAUUUAUCUAAUGAUGUACCUGCUUAUGAUGUUUGUACGAUUGGAAAGAAUAUUACAAUGUGUCCCAUUUGUGAUGCGUGUCCGUAUUGGAAUCUUUCGGAUAUAUGUUCAUAUGCACGUCUUGGUGUGUUUUUCGAUCAUCCAGGAACUGUCUUUUAUGCAAUAUUUAUGUCGUUCUGGGCGGUAACUUUUCUCAAACGUUGGAAACAGAAAAAUGCUGCAAUAACACAUCGAUGGGAUCUAAUGGAAUUUGAAGAAGAAGAAAAUCGACCUCGACCUGAGUUUGUAAUACGUUCAUCAACAGUUGAAAAAAAUCCUGUUACUGGAAUUCUUGAACCUUAUUUUCCAGCAGCAACUCGUCAAUAUCGUAUUUUAUCUGGUGUUAUGAUUCUUACUGUCAUGAUUUGUAUGGUUAUUAUAUUUAUCAUAGCAAUAAUUGUUUAUCGAAUAAUUAUUAGUAUUCCAUUAUUUCGAAGUCAAGAUUUACGACAAUAUGCACUUAGUGUUGCAUCGAUUAGUGGAGCUGUGAUUAAUUUAAUUAUUAUUAUGGUAUUAGGUCGAUUAUAUGAAAUUAUUGCUUAUAAAUUAACACAAUGGGAAAUGCAUCGUACACAAACGGAUUUUGAUAAUCAUUUUACAAUAAAAGUGUUUAUUUUUCAAUUUAUUAAUAUUUAUUCAUCUAUUUUUUAUAUAGCUUUUAUUAAAGGAAAAGCUGCUGGUUAUCCUGGACAUUAUGUGAAAAUAUUGAAUUUACGACAAGAAGAAAAUAUUUAUAGAAAAAUUCUUGCAUUAUAUCAACGAUGGCAAGUGUCAAUACCAAAAACUAAAUAUACAACUCAAUGGGAAGAUGAUUUUAAACAUAGUGAAUUUGGUGGUUUAUUCCAAGAAUAUCUUGAAAUGGUUUUACAAUUUGGUUUUAUAACAAUCUUUGUUGCUGCUUUUCCACUUGCUCCAUUAUUUGCAUUACUUAAUAAUUGGAUCGAAAUUCGACUCGAUGCAAAAAAACUUACUUGUGAAACAAGACGUCCAAUUGCUUUUCGUUCAUCAACAAUUGGUAUAUGGUUUAAUAUUCUGCAAGUUCUUGCUUAUUUAGCUAUUGUAGCUAAUGCUUUUCUAAUUGCAUUUACUUCAGAAUUUUUACCGAAAAUUCUUUAUCAAUAUACAGUUGAUCGAGAUUUAAAAGGUUAUACAUAUUUCACAUUAGCUAAAGCACCAGCAAAUACUACAUCAACAGAAUGCAUGUAUCGCGAUUUUCGAAAUCCAGAUGGUACUUUAACUGUAUUUUUUUGGAAAUUACUUGCUCUUCGAUUAUUUUUUGUGAUUUUAUUUGAACAUAUUGUUUUUGUUUUAUGUCGUUUAACGGAUGCUGUCAUUGAUGAUAUACCUGAAUCUCUUUCAAUUAAAAUUCGACGAGAAAAAUAUUUAGCUAAACGUGCUUUACAAAAUUCCAGUAGUUAUAAUCAAAUCUUCGAAGAACUUGAAGAUGAUCAUACAUCACGAUCAAAAUUGACUCGUUUUUUUCGAGCUGGUAGAUCAAAAACACCAGCUAUUACUUCGAUUGAUAUGCGACGAACAGAUUAA
This is a messenger RNA of Rotaria sp. Silwood1, 2619 nucleotides long. The record is from the annotation of a GenBank genome assembly. NCBI's taxonomy places the organism in Eukaryota, Metazoa, Rotifera, Eurotatoria, Philodinida, Philodinidae.